Molecule: messenger RNA, 614 nt
Organism: Alternaria alternata
Lineage: Eukaryota; Fungi; Ascomycota; Dothideomycetes; Pleosporales; Pleosporaceae
Product: small nuclear ribonucleo protein E
Exons: 4
Coding region: 78-362 (94 amino acids)
Biological process (GO): spliceosomal snRNP assembly; mRNA splicing, via spliceosome
Cellular component (GO): precatalytic spliceosome; U4/U6 x U5 tri-snRNP complex; U4 snRNP
Molecular function (GO): RNA binding
Source: RefSeq, a predicted model, not a curated record
CCUCUCCCCACAUUGCGCCCCGACUCGGACCCUACCACUACCAGAUACUACCGGAGACUCGCGAUUAACCUCUCACAAUGACUGGACGUGGUGGCCGCGGCGGAGGAAAGGUUCUCCUUCCCCCCAUCAACUUCAUUUUCAAGCUUCUACAGUCACGAGCGACCAUCUCGGUAUGGUUGUACGAGAACUUGGGUAUGCGCAUUGAGGGAAAGCUUAGGGGUUUUGACGAAUUCAUGAACCUCGUUAUCGACGACGCCAUCGAAGUCACUCUCGCCAAGAAAGACGCGCCAGAGGAAAGGCGCAAGGUCGGCCAGAUCCUGCUCAAGGGCGACAACAUUUCUCUCAUCCAGCAGCUCCAAUAAGCGCAAAAGCCUAUUCACUCUCCGCAUAGUCAUAGAGACAUACCAUGGGCACAGCGCAUAUAUCAGGCUUGGAGGGAGAUGACGCCGCGUAACACGGACAAUCUCGUUUGAAAGGUUCAUGGGAGGAUAUUAAGAUCCCACGCGACGGAGCUCGCCAUCACCGGUGAUCAAAGCGUCCAAACGGAAAUCGGAGGAAUCCAUGGGAACCGACUCGUUUGGCGGCAGGAACUGCUCAGUUAACGAGAGGCCAAC